Messenger RNA from Cottoperca gobio, 2391 nucleotides. RefSeq names its product prolactin-releasing peptide receptor. Gene Ontology annotation, molecular function: neuropeptide Y receptor activity; neuropeptide binding. Gene Ontology annotation, biological process: G protein-coupled receptor signaling pathway. The record is from RefSeq and is a predicted model, not a curated record. The transcript has 4 exons. Lineage: Eukaryota; Metazoa; Chordata; Actinopteri; Perciformes; Bovichtidae. Gene Ontology annotation, cellular component: neuron projection; plasma membrane. Bases 147 to 1235 code for a protein of 362 amino acids.
UGUAAGAUUUGUGACUAGAAAGUAAAGGAGUGAAGAAAAAAAGGAAAGGAGAAGAAUAUAAGCUCGUUUGCUGAACUGAGGUGACACACAGGGAUAUUCUCAGUCUCUCCAAUUUUAAUCAUCUGCACAGGUUGGCCUCCAGCGACAUGGAUAUCUUCACGGAUGGGGAUUUCAGUGCGUCUGAUAACACAAGUUAUGAAACAGGACGAGAAAGACUAGAAGGCAGCAAAAGCCAAGGACUCAACCACAGUGACCCCCUGGACAUGUUUAUAGGCAUAGAGCUUCUUCAACGUUUCAAACCUCUCUUCCUGCCUCUCUACUGCCUUGUAGUGGUCGUGGCUGGUGUUGGAAACUCCUUCCUGUUGGCUUGCAUCUUGUCUGACAAGAAACUCCACAAUGCCACCAACAUUUUCAUCAGUAACUUAGCAGCUGGAGACCUGCUGAUGUGUUUGACUUGUGUUCCACUGACUGUGUCCUAUGCCUUCGACAGCCAUGGCUGGGCUUUCGGCAGACCCCUCUGCCACCUGGUCCCCUUGCUGCAAUGUGCCACAGUGUUUGUAUCAGUGCUUUCACUCACUGCCAUUGCUGUGGAUCGCUAUGUUGUUGUAGCUCACCCAGUACGGAGGAGGAUCUCUGUGUGGGGUUGCGGUGCAGUGAGUCUGGGUGUCUGGCUUUUAUCUCUGGCGCUGGCUGCACCUCAAUCUCUCUACAUUCGCUAUAUGGACCUGCGACCCAAUGGCAUCGACCUUGUUGUGUGUGAAGAAUUCUGGCCACAUACUGGUAAUCUGCGGCUGCUCUACUCCUGCUUCACUCUCAUAGCCUCCUAUAUGAUCCCACUGCUGUCGGUCAGUGUUUCCUAUUGUGCCAUCACUGUCAGCCUAAAACGCUAUUCAGUACCUGGGGAGCCAUCCAACAGCCAGCAGCGCUGGAGCCAAAGAAGAAGGAAGACCUUCUCUCUGCUCGUGGCCUCAGUGCUGGCUUUUGCCCUAUGCUGGCUGCCCCUGCAGGUGCUGAACCUGCUGCUGGACCUGGACCCAGACUUUUAUAUCAUAGGGAAGCGCUACAUUAACGUCUUACAAAUCUGCUGUCAUUUAGUAGCUAUGAGCUCUGCGUGUUACAACCCCUUCAUUUACGCCUCACUGCACAGCAAGGUGCGCUUGCACCUAAAAGGCUACCUCUGUCCUUGUCGUAAUCGUCAGAGUGAGAUGGUGGAGAGGGCGAUGUCCAGGAGCUGAUUUCCAUGCCCGAUAUGAUACAACUGUUGUAUAACAGCUCCUGACAUCCAGAGUGCUGUUUUUACCCACCUGCACCCCUAACACCGAUGUUAACACCUGAGGUGUCCAGGAGAAAAAACCUAUUUACAUUUAACUAUAAAGCAAGGACUUUUUUGUCUGUCUGUCUGUCUGUCUGUCUGUCUGUCUGUCUGUCUGUCUGUCUGUCUGUCUGUCUGUCUUCAUAUAGCUUAAGAAUUUAUCUACAUGAGAAAUGGUAGGUUUAUUGUUGGGCACCGAAGGACGUGCAGUGUCGAAUCUGGUGCAAUUUGAAGACACGAAAAAAAUUCUAAACUUUGAAAAAGAAAAACAACAGCGUUCUGUGCAGGGGCGGGGCUUAAGGGCUCUACAGACUGAGUCCAGCAUGUUAUCCGCAGCGGACUUUAAAUGUUGUGGUUAGUUGCCUGCAGUUCACUUUUGCUGCUGACUCACUUCCUUGGAGUCAACGAGUGAUGAGCGGUUUCCAACAGCAAUACCGAUUCCGAAAGGGCGCUGCACUAGUCCAUUUAAACCAGAUUUCUCCAUGCUUUUCCAGCAUUUUGUGACUUCAAGACAAUUGGUCCUCUCUUGUAAAUUGUCACUAGCGGAAGUGCUAAAUAAAGCCACUUAUGACAAACAGGCGAAGAAGCAGAUCCAUAGCAGUGUAGUUUAGUACGAUGAAAAAGAAGAUUAAGGCAUCCACAGGGAUCCCUGUGUUUUUGUUGGGCGGCCGAGCUGCUGGCAUAGACACUAAGCAGACCCUGCAGCUUUAUAAAAGCAUGUAGAGCUGAGGGGUUCUGUAGCAGACAUGCUGGAAGAUGAGACCAGGGGUGGCCACACUGGGUGGAUGGCCUGGGUUAUACUUAAACAGCAAACGCUAGACUUCAGGGAGCCGACCGAACAAUGAACUCUUCUCACCAGACAUGGAUUAUUAUGGAUCAUUGUAGACAUUGAUACCAGAUUUUAUUAUUUUGGCCCUGGUACUAAAUAUCUGUGCUUCAAAAUCAGUUAUGUAUCUCUUGUACUGCAUCACCAACAUUAUAUUAGAUUUAUUAUGUUGAAAUACACAAUGCCUGCUAUUUGUAGUGUAACUAUGUAGGAGUUAUUCUUUAUGGUUUGAGUCCACUCUCUUGCGUCACUU